Coffea arabica (coffee) is the source of this 1749-nucleotide messenger RNA. RefSeq names its product putative UPF0481 protein At3g02645. NCBI's taxonomy places the organism in Eukaryota, Viridiplantae, Streptophyta, Magnoliopsida, Gentianales, Rubiaceae. The record is from RefSeq and is a predicted model, not a curated record.
AUGUUGUCCAGUACAUUUUUCGCUUCAAAAGAGAGUGAAAAUAACUGGAGAAACUACAUGAUACUUGCUUACAAAACUUCCCUAGAAACCAUACCAAGUGGUCCAAGCAUUUUUCAACUUUCCAAAAUUUUGAAGGACACCAAGCCUGAGGCUUAUAUUCCCCAGAGUUUAGGCCUCGGACCAUUCCAUCACUGCCGUCCCGAACUUCAGGAGAAGAUGCUCUGGAUAAAGCGUGCAGCACUCAGUGUCCAUAACGUUGAACUCGAGAGAAUCAUGGAACUUCUUAAGAGCCUUCCAUGGCCAUUUGAAGAGAGAAUCCAAUCAUGUUAUGGCAGCUACCUUGAUUUCGACAAGGAAACCUUAAUACUGAUUGUGAUUGUGGACUCCAUAUGCUUGCUUCAUGCUCUUGAUGUUCUAGAGAAUUAUAAGGAACAGCCAGGGGAGGAGGAGGAGGUGGAACCCAGUUUGAUGAUUUCAGAUAUGAUGAUGCUCGAGAAUCAAAUCCCGAUUACUCUGAUUGAUCUAGUGUUACGGGAUGAGACUCUGGCAGAGGAGUUCACUCUGCUGACUAGUCUGUUUGAUAUUUUCUACGAAUUCGUCAGCAAACUAUCUCCAGUGAAAUUGGCCGACGAUGACAGGGAUUAUAUGAGAGAGAUUUGGGGUCCUCCAAAACAUUUGCUGCAUUUUAUGUAUAAGUUCGCUGUGGGCAGGAAGUUAGCUGUAAUAAUAGAAUCUCGUAAAUUCGUCCCAGGAUCAACCGAGGAAACGGACUCUAUUACCAGCCAAUCACUGGCAUCCUCGAUGCAAUCAACUGUGGAAAUAAACUCUGCAGCGGAAGCUGAAUCCGCAGUAUCUAAUAUACUGCGGCAAACAGGGGAUUCUCUGGUAUAUGCUGGGGGGCAAGCCGGAGAGUUCUUCAUCCGGGCAAUUGAGGAAAUAAACUCUUUAACAGCGGCUUAUAAAGAUGGAGGUCUCAGAGUGCCAACAUGGUUCGACAAGACUGUACAAGGUAUCGGGAAGGCUGUGAGUUCCAGUGAGAUGAAGCAGGCCAGUGCUUUGGAUAAAGUUCAUUCUGUUUCAGAACUCUACAAUAUUCCUAAGAUAACAUUUCAUGCCCUUCCAGUUGGAUGUGGCUUUGGCAACAUUGUUUUUGACAAAAUUAAGAAGGUAGUAUACCUCCCAAUGAUGACUCUGCAUGCAAAUUCGGAAGUCAUAUUGAGAAAUUUGCUGGCGUUUGAAGCAGCAUAUAAGGAUGCCAGACAAGGGCCGCAAUCAGAAGUCAGAGAGCAUAUGGGUCUGAUGUGUGCUAUCAUAAAAACUGAAAAAGAUGUGCAGCUGCUCAAGGAUGCCAAGGUCAUCGAAACGCAAUUGAAAGAUGAAGAUGUAGUCAAGCUAUUCAAGUCGAUAAAAAAAACCAUGGAAAAGCUAGGCAAUAAGUCCAGUUUUAUUGAUGCUUUCGGCAGGUACACGAACGAAGAUUAUGACAACGUCCCAAUAGUGAAGGCCUGUAACUGGAUAAAGAAAUGGGCUCUCGCUUUCUUGAAUUUUGUGAAGAGAAUUUGGCCUGUGUUUGUGGUGCUUCUGCUUUUCCUGCAAACGUUUUGUGAUAUUUACAACUGUCAUCGCGGGCCGUGGUUCGGGACUACCAGGGAGACUGCAGAUCUUCCUUUGCAGGAUUCUUCAUUUCUAAGCCUGGCACCCAAAGCUGAACUCUUGAAACCACGCAAAUUUCUUCGUUAUUAUAGUUAA